This is a messenger RNA of Eruca vesicaria subsp. sativa (arugula), 1536 nucleotides long. Lineage: Eukaryota; Viridiplantae; Streptophyta; Magnoliopsida; Brassicales; Brassicaceae. The record is from the annotation of a GenBank genome assembly.
AUGUCAAUGAAGCAUCAUCACCAUAGAGGAGUAGAGAUGUCUGCUUCCAAGAGUUUUGUCUCAAAGAAAUGGACUUUCUUCCUCUGUCUCGGUUUCUUCUGCGCGGGAACUCUCUUCUCCGACAGUAUGUGGCCAGAGCCUGAAGCCAAUGUUGUAUCAAGGGAAGCAGCAUCAGAUGAACGUUUGCAUUUAGUGUCAGAGGAUUGUGAUUCAUCAAAAGGUGUGAAGCAAGAAUCAAAAGACAGACUUGGAGAAGUCUACAAGAGUCCUGAUGCUAUUCAAACGCUAGACAAAACGAUCUCAACUCUGGAAAUAGAGUUAGCAGCUGCAAGAGCCGCGCAAGAAUCCAUCAUGAAUGGUUCACCAGUCUCUGAUGAGUUUAACCUCCCUGAAACUAUAACCAAAAGAAAGUAUCUGAUGGUUGUUGGGAUCAACACUGCGUUUAACAGCAGAAAGCGUAGAGAUUCAGUCCGUGCUACUUGGAUGCCUCCUGGUAAGGAGAGAAAGAAGCUAGAGGAAGAGAAAGGGAUCGUAAUGCGUUUUGUAAUAGGCCAUAGCGCUACUCCUGGUGGUAUUCUUGAUAGAGCGAUUCAGGCUGAAGAUAGUAAACAUGGAGACUUCUUGAGACUGGAUCACGUUGAAGGUUAUCUAGAGCUGUCAGCAAAGACUAAAACUUACUUCACCACGGCUUUUGCAUUGUGGGAUGCAGACUUCUACGUGAAAGUGGAUGAUGAUGUUCAUGUCAAUAUAGCCACUCUCGGUGCAGAGUUAGCAAGAUACCGUAUGAAGCCUCGAGUCUACAUUGGUUGCAUGAAGUCUGGACCCGUUCUUGCUCAGAAAGGAGUGAGAUAUCAUGAACCUGAGUACUGGAAGUUUGGAGAAGAAGGUAACAAGUACUUUCGCCACGCCACUGGUCAGCUCUACGCAAUUUCAAGGGAGUUAGCAUCUUACAUAUCUAUAAACAAAAACGUACUUCACAAGUAUGUGAAUGAGGAUGUGUCUUUAGGAUCAUGGUUUCUUGGAUUAGAUGUGGAGCAUGUAGAUGACCGUAGGUUGUGUUGUGGUACAACAGAUUGUGAGUGGAAAGCACAGGCGGGGAACAUGUGUGUUGCAUCGUUUGAUUGGAGCUGCAGUGGGAUUUGUAGAUCAGCGGAUAGGAUGAAGGAUGUUCAUAGGAGGUGUGGAGAAGGUCAUAAUGCUCUCAUGGCUGCAUCAUUCUAAAACAAGAAAACAGAAGAAGAGUACACAAAGACAAAUCUGCUCAACAGUUUGUAGUAUAGACACACACAGACACACACUUCUCUAUGUAUGUUUGUAUCUUUUGAACUGACAUGAGAAGGGUGCUUUUCUACCCUCCUUUCUUAUUUCUUUAUUAUUAUUCUUUUUUCAUUUCUUUGUUAAGGGUUGGAGUUGUUAGCACACAGUAAAAUGCAAUUUGUAGCUGCUAAACUCAAGAGUCAUUGCAUUUGGCGUUUUCUUUGCCUUUAUACUUAAAAACAUUCAAGUUUUGAGUUUUGCUUCUUACUGCCAUCAAGG